Ostrea edulis (European flat oyster) is the source of this 4007-nucleotide messenger RNA. RefSeq lists its product as uncharacterized. Lineage: Eukaryota; Metazoa; Mollusca; Bivalvia; Ostreida; Ostreidae. The coding region runs from base 184 to 2577 and encodes 797 amino acids. The record is from RefSeq and is a predicted model, not a curated record. The transcript is spliced from 6 exons. Gene Ontology annotation, molecular function: protein binding.
GGAUUUCCGUUGUUGUGGGAAACGUUUACAAAUGGCGGACAUUGGAAUGGAAUUCGAGAAAGUGAUGACAGGAUCCAUUUAUUCUACAGGGUUUGAAAAGAUAAGUAAGCAAUGGUGAUAUGAAAUCCAAUAAUUCAUUUAGAAGAUUGUUUAACGAAUUGAGAAUAGCAGUUUAGAGACAUCAUGGUCAGCAUUCCAGAUUGGUCGAAGUUUGGAAAACUCCACGAAAAUGUUAAAGAGCCAACCAACUUGCUACUAAAUAAAUAUUACAAACAGAGGGAAGAACAGGCCAUCAAACAGGCUGAGGAGCGGGGUUACUUCAGAGUCCCAACUCAGGAGUACUUGAUAGAGGAAUGUAUUAAAAGGAGUAAUUAUAGAUAUAAGGAUCUGCAUCAUUUAAGGCUCAUCAAGUUGUGUGGUGUUCAUCUGAGAAAAGUAGGAGAAAUAUCAAGCUGCAUUAACCUCAGAAUAUGUAUUUUGAAUAACAACUUCUUGACAAGGAUUGAUGGCCUGAUGUCAUGUCAUCAUUUAGUGAAAUUAGAUCUUCACAGCAAUCAGUUGUCAGAAAUCCCUGGGAUUCCAUUCUGGUCAGGUAUGAGAAAGCUUGAAAUUUUAUUUCUUCAUGACAACCCACUGGGACGAUAUGAAACGUUACAGAGUCUUGCCACUUGCCCAAAGCUUUUAGCCCUCACCCUCUACGACACACCCCUAAGCUUAAAGAAAAACUACAGACACCAUGUUGCCAAUAGUAUUUGGUCACUGAAGGCCUUGGAUCACUAUGUGAUUUCUGAUGAAGAGAUCAUAGAAGAUGCUAUGUUUGGUGGGCAGUUUGGAACAUUGAACCCAGCAUUCAGGAUCAAUUUGUGUCCUCCCACUCCAGAGAACACCACAUAUGAAGAAGAGAAACAUGUCUGUAUGUUGGUAAUUGCCACCAUUAAUGACAUUCAGGCACAUCAUUCCCCAGUCCUCAUCAUCCAGAGAUUUAUCAGAGGCUUCCUCACUCGAAAAAGGCUGGGUCAUUUGACCAAAAGGCCCAAAACAACAUCAUCAGGUUUACAGCUACCCAACAUAAACCAGGAGUCCCACAUUCCCCCACCCCCAAGUUCUUCCCCAGACCUCAACCACGCUAUCCUUCAGGAUUCAAAUUUUAAUAACCUGGAUUUAGACCUUAUAUCAAGGACCAGACCGGAAUCAACUGCUCCUAGUGAGAGUUUGACAACAGCUUCAUAUGCCAGAGAGGUUGGACUAGAACCUCCCAUGACCCCGACUGAUUCACUAACUCCUGUUCCACAAGAUGUGGAGGUACCCAGAAAAAGGAAGAAUCUUCUGAUAAAUCUUGCCAAGCUUCAAAGUGGGACAUUUUCUACUUUGUAUGAUGAAGCAAUUGCAAUAGAAACAAUUUUACCAGAUUCGACAUUGGAUAAGAUAGGAUCAGCAAGACUAGACACAAGACGUAGCAGAAGGAAAAAGAAGAAGGAACCUCAGAGAAAAAUUUUGAAGAGUGUGAAACAAUUUUUUGGUCCUGUUGUGGAAUCGGAUAAGAAUGAUGUACCAUCUGAAGUUUCAGGAGAGGAGAUACCAAUUACAGAGUACCGUCUGAGAGGAAUGAAGCCAGAAUUGUCUUUUGUUGAUGCUACAACUGAAAUGAUACUGGAAAAACAGGAAGCAGGAAGGCUAGUCCGAGAUGCAGAAGACGUAAUCCACAUUCGAGCCAGAGAUGCUCCAAAACCAAAGAUUACACCUCGUAAAACAGUCACAACAGAUCAGAGAAUAUUUUCAAGAGUGCAUGGAACUAUGGGUAUAUCCAGUUUACUGGCAGUUCAUCAAGCAUAUCAAGAUAGAGAGAAGGCAGAAAGGGCUGCUGCCAAGAUGGAACACAUCUUAAACUUAAGGGAUGAAAGGGAUCGAGCAAAAGAGAGGAUUCGAUUGUUUCAAGAUGAGAAGAGAAACCAGGCUCUGAAGAAGAGGGACCAAGAGAAAGCUAGAAUGUUGGAUGCUUUAGAACAGAGGGAAAUGAAGAGGUUAAGUUAUCUGGAUCGCAAACAAGAUUUCAAAACCAGGUCCUCUGAUAUGACUCGCUCUGUAAAAGCUGAUUUUACUUUCAUAACAGAGUUCAGUAAUCAGCAUACCUCUGUUGCCAAUGCUUUAAUGCGUCAUGACAAACAAGCUAAACAAGAAGACAUGUACAAUGAAAAAUCAGAUACAGUACAAGGUCAUAGGUCAUCUAAGAUGGAGCAGCAGGAUGUAGUGAAGAAAUAUUUAGAACACAGACAGUUGAUGCGUCAGACAGAAUCUGCUAUGACAAAGAAUGCUCUAGAUGCGCGAAUGCUUCAGGAAGCCAAUGACAGACUAAUGGAGGCCAAACAGCGAGUAGCCCAGCAGAAAGCUAGAAGAGAAAAUGUGCAAGCUUUUUACCCUCUACCACAAACUCUUAAUCCUGCACCAAUUUCCUCAGAUCCUCCUGCACCUACUUCUCAGUCCCUUCCGGCCACCCCUAACGCUGGAGCCUCACGUUUUGAGGCAAAUGUGAUGAUGUCGCAGGGACGCCUUGGAAAACACCCAACUCUUGUCAUAUAGCAGGAUUAACUGACCGUGAUUUACUUCUAGAUUAUUCAUUCUGCAAUGAUACCCAAUGAAUCAUGUAUGAUGAUUAUAUUGUAUGGUGAAUUCAUUAUUAUUCAUGGUGGUUCAAUUUUUAGGGGUUCAAAGUACUGAACCAUCGAAGUACCAUCAAAUUGACAAUUACUUAUAAACAGUAAAAGAUGAAAAACUAGAGAAAAAUCUAAUAUCAACGGACUUUGAACCCCAGAAAAAUAAUGAUUCCAUGGUUGUCAUGGUUGUCAUGGUUUGCAAGAGAACUUACAGGACUUGACAUGUCAGUAAUGUUUCUUACUAGUUCUUUUUACACCCCCAAUUCAUGUGCAUAAAGCUCACAAGAAACAAAAUAACCCACAUACAUACCCACGUCAAUGUUAGGGUUGUUUCGCUACUGUAUAAGAUUCACAUUUAUUAUUCUUAUCUAUUCUAUUUAUUAUUCUUAGCUAUGCUUUUGCCAUAAUGUACAACUGUAUCAGAGUUAUUCAGCUUCUGAUUAUUUAAUUUCAAAUUGUAUUUUCUAAGAUUAAUAUGAGUAAUAUUUUCAGCCUGUCUAAAUGAUUUUUAAUGUUACUCAGGAAUGCUUUGUAAGAAUUAAUAUGCUUAUUUAUAUUAUCAUGUAGAUAAGAGUGAAUAUUUAUCAUUAACAUAUAUUCUUAUUUCUCGAUGAGAUCUGAAGGUUGAUCAUUCGGGGGGGGGGGGGGGGGGGGGUUAAAAAAACCUCCAAAUUUAAUGAGUACCACUUAAUUUGUGCAAGUUCAAACACAAGAAAAAUAAAACAAAUCAAGAAAAAUAAGUAAAACAGAGGGAGUGAGGGAAGAUAUUUAUAUAAUUAUAAGCUAAAUACACAUGUAUUGAUAAUUAAAUCAAUAUCCAUUUUUUCUAAAGCAAUGUGUGAUUUAACAAAGUGACAAUUUUACUGUGGAAAACCCAGCCAUUGCAUAUACAUUGUCUUUAGUUGAUCGGGCGUGCCAAAGUUCUUCUGAAGCAUCUAAUUUUAAAGCAUGUUUCUUAGUGAUGCAGUAUAUCUGUGAUAAAAAAUAUAUUUAAACCUGCUCAUUUUGUUACCAGCAUUUUUUGCAGCUCAGUUGAUUUUUGCUUAUAUAACAUAUCUUAUUUGUCAGCUCAUAUUUGUAUUUUGUACUUUUAUUUGUAGUAAAGAAAGAUAUGAAAAUCUUGCUGUUUAUGAUUAAGAAAUAAAUCUAUUUGUUUGUAACUUUAUUAUUGAUUCUCUCGAUGUAAGGUUGUGAUUUGUGAUUCAAUGAAUUACCUCCCUUUGAUUCCCUAAUUUUCUGCCAGCUGUUUUUUAAUAUGUUGUUGUGACCUUUCCUUGUUAUGUUUUGAUAUUGUAUAAUCUUUAAUGUGGAACUCUUACACUUAUAUACAAUAAAUAUGAAAUAUAUUAUAUACUA